Molecule: messenger RNA, 5018 nt
Organism: Salarias fasciatus (jewelled blenny)
Lineage: Eukaryota; Metazoa; Chordata; Actinopteri; Blenniiformes; Blenniidae
Gene: adck1
Product: aarF domain containing kinase 1
Exons: 11
Coding region: 49-1605 (518 amino acids)
Biological process (GO): mitochondrion organization; lipid homeostasis
Cellular component (GO): mitochondrial inner membrane
Source: RefSeq, a predicted model, not a curated record
ACAAGACAGCUGAGGUGUGUGCGCCGGUGCAGAGCCUGCAGUGCCCUCAUGGCUGGUCGGCUCCUUAAAGUCUCCACGGUGGCCACAGCGGUGUUCGCCUCCUCUGGGUUCUACCUCCACAACCGACAGCUGGACAUCAAUGACCUGAGCGUCAUUCGCUUCGGCCGAGCCGCCGCCACAACGGCGGUCAUCAGCUACGACUACCUGACGGCUUUAAAAAACAUGGAGUAUGGCACCGAGGAGUACAUGGCCACCAAAUCCAAGGUACACAGACGAUCGGCCGAGCGGCUCCGAGACCUGUGCUGUGCCAACCGGGGCACCUUCAUCAAGGUGGGCCAGCACCUGGGCGCCCUGGACUACCUGCUGCCCGAGGAGUACACCUCCACCCUGAAGGUGCUCCACAGCCGAGCUCCUCAGAGCAGCAUGGAGGAGAUCCAGCAGGUCAUCAGAGAGGACCUCGGGAAGGAGUUGUCAGAAUUAUUUGUCUCCUUUGAGGAGAAGCCUCAGGGCGCAGCCUCCUUAGCUCAGGUCCACAAGGCAGUGCUGCGUGAUGGGAGGACGGUAGCCGUCAAGGUCCAGCACCCCAAAGUCGAGAGACAAAGCUCCAAGGACAUAGUGGUGAUGGAGGUAUUGCUGAAGGCGGUCCACUGGCUGUUCCCAGACUUUGCCUUCAUGUGGUUGGUGGAGGAGGCGAAGAAGAACAUGCCUCUGGAGCUGGACUUCCUCAACGAAGGCCGCAAUGCUGAGAAGGUGGCCAACAUGCUGGCCCACUUUCCCUUCCUCAGGAUUCCCAUGAUCCACUGGGAUCUUUCCACCAAGAGGAUCCUGACCAUGGAGUUUGCAGAGGGGGGGCAGGUCAACGACAGGGACUACAUGAAGAAACACGGCAUCAAUGUCAACGAGAUCUCAGAGAAUCUGGGUAAGAUGUACAGCGAGAUGAUCUUCGUCCACGGCUUCGUCCACUGCGACCCACACCCAGGCAACGUGCUGGUCCACAAGUGUCCCCAGAGCAAGAAGACCGAGAUCAUUCUGCUGGAUCACGGCCUGUAUCAGGUGCUGCAGCCGGACUUCAGGCUGGACUACUGUCGGCUGUGGCAGGCGCUGAUCAGAGGCGACAUGCCCGGGGUGGAGCGCUACAGCCGCAGGCUGGGAGCCGGAGACCUCUACCCGCUGUUCGCCUGCGUGCUGACGGCGCGCUCCUGGAACGCCGUCAAUGCUGGCAUCAGCUCCGUACCUGUCACACACUCCGAGGACGUUGAGAUCCGGACCAACGCGCCUCUGUACCUGCCUCAGAUCAGCGACCUGUUGAACAGAGUGCCACGGCAGAUGCUGCUGCUGCUGAAGACCAACGAUCUAUUGAGGGGCAUCGAGACCACGCUGGAAACCAGGGCUGCGUCGUCGUCUUUCAUCAACAUGUCCCGCUGCUGCAUAAGGGCGGUGGCCAGGCACAAGAGAAGCAAGGCGAAGUCCAGGAGGAGGCAUCUGCAAAUCACGCUGGCGGAGUCCAUCAGCCUGUGGAAACUGUCGGUGUACGAGCUGCUGCUAUGGCUAAAAGGCUCUGUGAUGGUAAACUGGCUCACUGCCCUGCUGGCAUUUCUGCACUGAGACACAUCUGGACCUCACACUGGAACAUUAGCAACAGGCUCGACCUGCAAACGCUCAAGGGUUUUUCUUUUUUUUUUUUCCCCCCCUCUCUCUCUCUGUCAUUUUAUGCGCCCGUUAAAAUUUUUAACACGUGCCCGAACUGCCCCCCCCCCCCACCACAACCACAUGCACCCACACAGGACUCAGUUCCACUUGUGGUAAUGAUAGUUUGUUUCUCUGUGGAAGAAACAAGUCUUUGAACAUCACUGUAGCCUGACGAUAUCCGGAGAUUCACAACUGUUCCAACUUCAGCACUUUUGUACAGUAACGUCAUAAAGGUACAAUACGUGUUUUCUCUCUGUUGGGAAGUUGAAAUAUUCAAUUUAAUAAGGUUUGCACAAUUCAAGGAAACAGCAGCCAUUCGAUCAUCUUACUCGUUCAUCAAUAAGCUGAAUAGAUAUUAAUUAACCUCUUAACACGCUGUUCUGUAAUUCGAUUCUGAACCAAUAGAUGGUGUCCUGAGUCUGUUGUUGUUUCAACAGGAGAAUUAAGCAGCAGUUCCAGGUGCCUCGCUGCUAUUGAUGGUCCUGCGAAACACUAAGACUCAAUUCAAGCCACAAAUAUCACCAACCAUAGUAUGUCAUCCAGUUGUAGCAUCAAAUGAUGUAAUACCCGCCGAUAAUGUAAUAUUGAUGGACAUUUUAGAUGUAAUUCAGCCAAAAAGGAAAUGGUAUAGUGACAAAGUAAAAACACACAGCCUUAAUUGAGAGAGAGAAAGUAGUUCAUUGUCUGUUAUACUUUCUUGACACCAAACCAUGGCUCUUGAUUAUCAGCUAUAAUUAAAAAAAUAAAUAAAUAAUUGUGACAUUACGGGCAAAAUAUUUUUUUCACAUCAUCAACAAGUUACUCUAUAUUUGGCUUUAUUUCAUUUAAAUAACCAAGCAGAUAUUACUUUUUUGGCUGUUAUUACAUUAUUGUUUGCUACAAGAGUUAGUCUGGAUUCAUUCAUGAUUCAUGAAAAAGUUUAAAAAUUCAAGAUCAACUUAACUUUUUUGUACUGUACUGUUACGUCAAUGAAACAGAGAAUAAAUAUGGUGAACUGUGUAGCGAAGCAGCUGGGUCCUUCACCUUUACACUCAUGUGAAGAGUAAUUGUGACAGAUGGUUGGUUGUAGUGAGUUAAACUCUCAUCGGAGGUGAUCUGUAGUUCCUGUCUGCCUGUGUGAUGCUGGACUACUGAUUCAUUCCUGUUCGUCUUCAACAUACCUCAGAAUGACGUUUGCGCCUCAUUUUGGAUUUUCUGGUCAAGCCGAAUGGAAGAAAGACUGAAGGAAGUUUUUUUUUUUUUUAAUGUUUAUUUUUCAGUGUUGGUUCUUAGUCUUAUUUUCAGGCUGAAGACUGUACACUCAUUCCUCAAACUCAACCGUUUGUAUUACGUUUUACUUCUAUUGUUACUCUACUUAUCUAAGUAUUGUCAUCACCUUGAGACGAGUUGUGUGGAAGCUGUGCGGCUCUUCAUGCGGCUGCUCGUUGCCUUAUUUCAGACCGUUUUUUUUUCUUCAUGUUUUCCAAAAGUGGCUUAUAGUCCUGAUCUCCCUCCUUCCCUUUGUUUCCUCUGUCAACAUUAAAAACAUUCAUCCAGCGAUACCUAAUAGUUACUUUACAAGGAAUUCUCUUUCUGCACGGACACUUGGCGAGCAGCUGAACGCACAUCAACAAGGUCACCGUUCAGCAUGGUGUCGGACUGAUGCUGGAGUACAAUGGGAGGAACCCAAAAGGCAAAGGGGCAUCAUGCAAACUCAGCAUGGAAAGGUCCUGUCAGCUGGUUGAAACAAAGAAAUCACCUCAAUGUCUUUCUCCUCAUUUUUAACACUGGGGCAGCUGUUUCUUAACUAUGUUUGAUUUCUCUGCAACAACUUUUUGUUUGUAUAUAUAUGUCAGUCAUCGAAAUAUCGUUUUGCAUUGGACUGAGAACGUUUGGUCACAGGAAGUCACUGUAAACUUUAUGUGAAUUAUUUCAUAUGAAUAUGGAGAACCAUGCAGAAAAAACAAGUGUACAAUCAUCCAAACCUCAGACAGAUGGAGCAUUUAAAAGGUCAUAACGCAUUACGGACAUUUUUUUUUUCUUUAAAGAAAUGCCAGUUUGCAUUUACUUCUUACCGGCGAAGUUGUACUUGGUUUGGAUCCUUUAGGUCGAUAUCGAGGGAAAAGUCAGUGCAGCUUCAAGGACCUCAAGUUCAGAUUUCAUCAGUGUUUCAGUGUUGUUUACACAGCACGUUGUCAUUGUUCUACUAUUUCAGUGACCUAAACGUACGUCUCUGCCAUGUUGCUGGUUGGGCUUUUGAGGUUAUGGAGUUUUUGUGAAUAUAAUAUCAUCUGAUUUCACUGGAAGGUUUUAUGAACCUGUCCAUACUGCUUGGAGCUAACAGCUGCAAUCAACACUACAAUUGUUUUGUUUGUUUGUUUUUUUAUUCAAGGAACUAAUUUUAGAAAUUCAAAACUCGGAGGCUACUGGUAAUGAUCGUAAUCAUGAUAAACAGCUGAACUGUCUGUACAUUAUUAGACCUCCAAAUUCUACAGCAGCCAGAGAUCACAUAACAAAACAACUUUAUCUCAACACCUGCAGUCUGUGAAUUCAAGCAUUUGCAGACUAUCUUUUCAGCACAUUUGUAUAAUUUGUGGAAGACAUAAACUAAAUCCAACAAGUAAAAAAAUAAUCAAACUUCUGACAUUUGCAUGAGUUUUUUGCAUCCCCAUGUUAUAUUCUUUAAGCUGAACUCGUAUUUAUAUGAAGCUUUGCUACUUGACAGAUAAGCCAAAGUUCCUUAUUUAGUCCUCUCUAUUUGUCCUUUAAUUUAUUAUGUGCAUUGCAGUAGUUUCACGGUGUUACACGCGUUACCUUCGAGAUGUGUGUAAUUUCCAGUCAUGUGAUGCUACACCUGUCAGCCAUGAUGCAAGACGAGUAAUCCCCUAUAUAAUUAGCUUCUGGUAAUUACAGAGGAGAUCCACAAUGAGCCAUUUCACACACAACACCAGUGUCUGAUUUAGCCAAACCCACAGGAUGUAACGCAUAACGAGCCUACCUGCCCUUUUCCUCUGUUUUCCACAGUUCUGUGUCAGACUAGACCGUCUGCGCUUGAACUCCUCUGGUCACGGUUCAUGCAUUUGAUGCAGUACAACUAUGAAACGCACACUUCUGAAUGCCACUCCCACCACUCUCCCAACUUGCCUUUAUUUUGUUUUCAUAUGAAAGGUCCAUUGUUUUUGAGUUCACAUCUAAAUAUUGGAUAGUGAAUUUAUUUCCCUCACUGUUAGGUUUUUGUUGUGCCGAUUGUCUUUUGUUUUUGUUUUCUUCUGUAGUCGAUGGAAUGUUACAAACUGUUUGCCAAACCGGAACUUGGAUAUUUCAUCUUCUGAUAAUAAAACUAUUCAAAG